This is a messenger RNA of Solea solea (common sole), 3673 nucleotides long. It is a transcript of the gene trim46b, whose product is annotated as tripartite motif containing 46b. Gene Ontology annotation, molecular function: zinc ion binding; protein binding. Lineage: Eukaryota; Metazoa; Chordata; Actinopteri; Pleuronectiformes; Soleidae. Bases 325 to 2736 code for a protein of 803 amino acids. The transcript has 12 exons. The record is from RefSeq and is a predicted model, not a curated record.
UCUGGGUGAGAAAUGCAGCCACAGGCUUCAGUUCAUGGAUCUUCACUGACGGGCGUUUGUUUUCUUCUCUUUUUCGGUUUUUACUCAGAAGCUGAUUUUUACCAGACUAUGUGUUUUUUUUAAUAUUCGCUACAUAAAAAUGUCUCCACCGAGUGUCAAACGGACAAUUCACCACAUAAACUGAGAGGAUUGUGUCACCACAGAUAAGGUUGUAGAUUUGUUUUAUUUUUUUUUUGUAUUCUUAUAUGUUCCACGUGGCCUUUGGCCUGGAUACACCGCGGUUUAUCUCGAGAUGAUGGAAGCGGGGAGGCACAUUUCCUUAAAAUGGCAGAGAUGGAUGUGAAAUCAUCAACGAUGGAGUCUUCGUUUCGUACAAGUUCAAACAUGAGGAGUCUGGAGCACGAGCUGCACUGUCCGGUGUGUAAGGACAUCGUCAAACAGCCUGUGGUCCUGCCGUGCCAGCACAGCGUCUGUCUCUUGUGCGCCUCCGAGGUCUUAGUGGCAAAUGGCUACCCGCCACCAGAGCUUCCUCCAGAGCCCAACUCCCCUGCCUCCACACCCAACACCCGCUCACCCCGCCAGGCACGCAGACCCGCGCCCAAAGCCGAACAGCGACCCAUUGAUCGUGUGCUGCGAUCAGGUCCCCACCCGCCUUCACCAUCCAUGCCCCGGUCUCCGGGUUAUGGGACGCAUCCGGGGCGCCGCCGCAAGGAGGGCCCACCUCUGGUGAUGAUGUUCCCCUGUGUCACCUGUGGCCGCGAUGUAGAGCUGGGAGAGAAGGGUCUCACUGACUGCCUGCGCAACCUGACUUUGGAACGUAUAGUGGAGCGGUACAGACACACGGUCAGUCUGGGCAGUGUGGCCGUGAUGUGCCAGUUUUGUAAGCCUCCUCAUGCUCUGGAGGCCACCAAGGGCUGCGGUGACUGCAGGUCCAACUUUUGUAACGAGUGUUUCAAGCUCUAUCAUCCAUGGGGGACGCCACGGGCACAACACGAGCAUAUUCUACCUACUCUCAACUUCAGACCAAAGGUUCUGACUUGUCCGGAGCAUGACCAGGAGAAACUGCAGUUCUACUGUAGGUCCUGUCAGCGGCUGCUCUGCCCACUCUGCAAACUGCGCCGCAUCCAUACGGGACACAAAAUACUCCCAGUGGCGCAGGCAUACCAAGCUCUGAAGGAGAAGAUUACGAAAGAGAUGAACUACAUUCUGUCAAACCAGGACACAGUUCUGGCUCAGAUUACUCAGCUGGAGAGUUCCAUCACACAGAUCGAGGUAAACAGUGUGUCUGCCAGAGAGCAGCUGGCUCAGAGCAUCAGGGAUCUGACGGCAGCUCUGGCCGAGCGCCACGCUUCCCUCACGCAGACUCUGGAGAUGGCCCGGCAGAAAAGAGGAGAGGCAUUAGCUGCUCAAGUGGCGGAGAGACGGGGCUUGAUGGAACACGCAGGGCUCAUGUCAUUUACCCAGGAGCUACUGAAAGAAACAGACCAGCCUUGUUUUGUGCAGGCAGCUCGCCAGACCCACAACAGGUUAAGCAAAGCAAUCGAGAACCUGCAGCAUUUCACACUAUCGGCCGAUCCAUCCUUCCGACACUUCCAGCUGGACGUCUCCAAAGAACUCAAGCUGCUGACAGAAUUGAACUUCAUCCAGGCUCCCUUGGCUCCAGUGAUCGACACUCAGCGUACUCUGGCCUACGACCAGCUCUUUCUCUGCUGGCGACUACCACAAGACUCUGCGCCCGCUUGGCACUUCUCUGUGGAGUACCGGCGCCGGGGUGUGGUACCAGGAGGAGCGUCCCGAGGCGGGUUCAGGGGAGGGCUGGCGGCCGCGCGGUGGGGCUGGCAGCGGCUGGACGAAGUGAGUGGGACCAGCGCGGUGAUCGAUAGGUUGGAGAUGGACAGCGUGUACGUGCUGCGAGUGCGAGGCUGCAACAAGGCCGGCUACGGGGAGUACAGCGAGGAGGUGUAUCUGCACACUCCACCUGCACCAGUGCUUAACUUCUAUUUGGAUUCUCGUUGGGGUCUCCAUGCCGACCGGUUGGUGGUCAGCAAAGAGCAGCGCUGUGCUCGCAGCGUCCCUGGUCUCUCCCUGCUGCAAGCCGCUGACCAUGCCCUCACUUCCUGUCACCUGACCUCGGACCUCUUGGUCGGAGACGUAGCCAUCACACAGGGGCGUCACUACUGGGCAUGCUCAGUGGAGCCGGGGUCUUACUUAGUGAAGGUGGGAGUUGGAUUGGAGUCUAAACUGCAGGAGUGGUUUCAUCUGCCACAAGACAUGGCCAGUCCACGCUAUGACCCAGACAGUGGCCACGACAGUGGAGCAGAGGACGCUUUGGACUCCGCUCCUCCCUUCUGCUUCCUCACGAUGGGCAUGGGCAAAAUUUACCUGCCCCAGCAAAGCAACCACCACCACCACAGUAACCAUGGGAACGGCGGUCGAGACUCCAUCACCAAUGGCAACACCGCCUCCUCCCCCACAGGCCUCACCUACCCGCUGCCGCCGCGGCUGGGUGUGUGUCUGGACUUUGAGAAGGGCCGCGUCACCUUCUACGACGCCCAUUCUUUGCGACCUCUGUGGGAGGGGCAUGUAGAUUGCUCCGGCCCAGUGUGUCCAGCGUUCUGCUUCAUUGGGGGAGGAGCUCUGCAGCUGCAGGAGCUGGUGGCCAAUCGCAGCGCAGAUCAGACUCCGGUCCGGAGGGUAACCAUCCAAACCCGUGUGUCUAAUUUGAAUAACAACUGAUGCCUGAUCUGGGGUCAUGUGGUCAUGUGGAAUGUAUUUGGUAAUUGUAAAAGUAUUUACUCAGCUAGAGCGAAAAGUUAAAAACAUCUCAGCGAUUUUGUUUCCUAUAUCAUUUCUUAUUAAAAGAGAGUGUUUCUAUAGCAACAAAUAUGCAAUGUAAUUAAGUUUCUUACAUUUUUGUUACACGCAGUUUUGCAAGAAGUACGGCUUAAGUAGUGUCUGGUCUAUCCGACACUUACUUUGUAAUUAUACCUUUGAUGCUUGCACUUAGCGGCUACAUUGCAUACAUUUAUAAAGCUUAUGUAGACACAGCAGCCCCACAUAGCGUUGUUUUUUUCCCCCUGAAGAAGCUUUUAUUUCACGUCAUGUCCUUAAUGCUUCAAGCUUGACAUAUCUUGUGAUUUAGAUAUAUGAUCAUUUUGUGAGUUAAAAAAAAAAGAAAAGAAGAAAAGGGCCUUGAAUAUGUUAUUAAAUCUGUAACUUAAAUCACAUCUCUUUGCUGUCGGUGAAAACUCAAUAGUCAUUCACACUUUUACGAUCCCACUCCCAACCAAAGUUGUAUUGUCUUUUCCCGGGAUGUAAAUGUGGUAAAUUAGAGGUGGAGAGAAACAAUGAGGCAAUACUGUAAUUAGACAUAAUUAAACCUCUGCUGCACAGCUAAUCACUAGUUUCCUCAGUUGUGCUGGUGCAUCGCUAUUUUCAAAUACACAGGCCUACACUUGUUUGUGUGCGUGCGUGUGUGUGUGUGUGUGGAUGGUUCAACAGAACAGCACUGAUUCAUCAGUUGAGAGUAACUUGUUUUCUUUAAGACAGUACUUUUUUAAAACUUGUCUGAUUACAAGUUCAUGAGUAGCAUCUCUUAAAUAUAUAUUAACUGUACAAAUCCGUGUAAACUUCACCUGCUGGCAGAAUGUUUGCAAAGGAAAUAAAAAAAAAA